Messenger RNA from Agrilus planipennis (emerald ash borer), 880 nucleotides. RefSeq names its product transmembrane protein 267. The coding region runs from base 220 to 828 and encodes 202 amino acids. Lineage: Eukaryota; Metazoa; Arthropoda; Insecta; Coleoptera; Buprestidae. The transcript is spliced from 2 exons. The record is from RefSeq and is a predicted model, not a curated record.
GGUACAUCUCUUCGCAAUCUUAUCUUAAAUUUUACAUUAGUAUCGUAUGUGAACGAAAAUCAAAAAUGAAUCCUCAUGUAGGGGUAAAAUUUUUUUAAAAAGAUGAUCUGGCUAAAUGAUUACAUCUUAUCGUAGACACUAAUAAGUAAUGGACGACGACAUUUGUAAAUAAAGCUUUAUAACCUAUAAAUUUUGUAAUAAAAAUGUUUCUUUAUUACAAUGGGUUAUCCUUACAUAGCGGAAAAUCUAUUUCUAAUGAUUCUGUUAAGUUUAACAGCAGUUGCAGGUGAUUAUAUGGUAAUUCAUUUAAACUCCAAGGGCUACCAAGCAAUUUCAGAUAAUGUUACUCAUGCUGUUAUCGGAGGCUUAUCUUGGUUUAUUGUAUGUUUUAAUUGCAAACGGUACACUCACAGAACUCUUUUAGAAAUAUUUUCAUGUACCUUUUUUGCUUCUAUAAUUGAUAUUGAUCAUUUUGUUGCUGCUAGAUCUUUGAGGUUAAAGGAUGCAACAAAUUUGUAUAGUAGACCAAUUCUUCAUUGUUCGACUGUGCCAUUGGUUUUAAUUGUAACCUUAACUGUAUUAGCAUUUUUGACUCAAUCGAAAUGUAUUAUGGUAUGCUCCUUAAUAAUGUUGACCGCAUUUGGUAGUCACCACACAAGGGAUGCUACAAGACGAGGGUAUUGGUUUUAUCCUUAUGGUUCAACACCUCCAAUACCUUAUAGAUAUUAUAUUUUAAUUACUAUUGCUAUUCCAUUUUGUAUAUCUCACUUUUUGAACUUCUACUUACAAUUAGAAAUGUAUACAAGAAGAGAACACAUCACUGUUUAAUAUUAUUUGUUAUUAUACUGACGCUGUUGAUUCAAUAAAAGAAUUUAUUUCA